AUGCCGGAGGAAACUACGUCGAUUGAUUACGCCAUGGAGGCGGCAUCCGGGCCCCACUUCUCCGGUCUUCGACUCGACGGCGGCAGACUCUCAUCUUCUUCCCCAACCUCUUCUCUCGCUCCCAAUUCAACCCUAACCGCAGAUUCUCUUCUCAAUCAACCCUUCGUUAUUGGUGUUUCCGGUGGAACUGCUUCUGGAAAGACCACCGUUUGCGAUAUGAUCAUUCAACAGCUUCACGAUCAUCGCGUUGUUCUUGUUAAUCAGGAUUCGUUUUAUCGUGGAUUGAAACCGGACGAGUUGGAACGCGUUCACGAGUACAAUUUUGAUCACCCUGAUGCUUUUGACACAGAGCAACUGCUAGAAUGUAUGAAGCAGCUCAUCAGUGGCCAAAGAGUUAAAGUUCCUAUUUACGACUUCAAGAAGCAUCAACGCUCUUCUGAUAGUUUUCGCCAGGUCAAUGCAUCUGAUGUCAUUAUAUUGGAGGGAAUUCUUGUAUUCCAUGAUCAAGGUGUCCGUGAUCUGAUGAACAUGAAGAUCUUUGUGGACACAGAUGCUGAUGUGAGGCUUGCUCGUAGAAUUAGACGUGACACAGUGGAAAGGGGCAGAGACAUAAACUCCGUUCUUGAAAUGUAUGCAAAGUUUGUUAAGCCUGCUUUUGAUGACUUCGUUCUACCAUCGAAGAAAUAUGCUGAUGUGAUCAUUCCUCGUGGAGGUGAUAAUCAUGUUGCCAUUGAUUUGAUUGUGCAACACCUCCGCACAAAGCUUGGUCAACAUGAUCUGUGCAAAAUAUAUCCAAACGUGUAUGUUAUUCAAUCUACAUUCCAGAUAAGGGGGAUGCAUACAUUGAUUCGUGACACAGAAAUAUCAAAGCAUGAUUUUGUAUUUUAUUCUGAUCGACUAAUACGCCUGGUUGUUGAGCAUGGUCUAGGUCAUCUUCCUUUUACCGAAAAGCAAGUUGUUACUCCAACAGGAUCUGUCUAUACUGGUGUUGAUUUCUGCAAGAAAUUAUGUGGUGUUUCAAUUAUUCGAAGUGGUGAAAGCAUGGAAAAUGCACUUCGUGCAUGUUGUAAAGGCAUUAAAAUUGGAAAAAUUCUGAUACACCGGGAUGGAGACAAUGGAAAACAGCUUAUCUAUGAGAAGCUUCCCAAGGAUAUCUCAGAACGGCAUGUCUUGCUUCUUGACCCUGUCCUUGCUACAGGUAACUCAGCCAACCAAGCAAUUGAACUACUCAUUCAAAAAGGAGUGCCAGAAUCCCACAUUAUAUUCUUGAAUCUCAUUUCUGCUCCUGAGGGCAUCCACUGUGUGUGUAAAAGGUUCCCAUCAUUGAAAAUUGUCACAUCUGAGAUUGAUGUUGCAUUAAAUGAAGAGUAUCGUGUUAUUCCAGGAUUGGGUGAAUUUGGUGAUCGCUACUUCGGCACCGAUGAUUGA
Molecule: messenger RNA, 1428 nt
Organism: Vicia faba (fava bean)
Lineage: Eukaryota; Viridiplantae; Streptophyta; Magnoliopsida; Fabales; Fabaceae
Source: the annotation of a GenBank genome assembly